UGAGGUCUUUUAACCGCGAGUCGAUGGCAUCUUUCACUAACUCAACGACGGUCUUACAGAAGACUCAAAUAUUUUUCGAGCAGGCGUUUCGCGGAUCCAUCGUUAUUCUUGGGGACUUGCAAAAAGCCCAGUUGCGAACGUCGUCGUGUAGCGUCUUAGAAGAGCCACUCCUCCGAUCGGAACCCCGCAGUAGAGUCGAGCCUUGGUUUUCCGAGCCUUUUCGAAAAAAGCUGGGAAUUUCACGCCGUAUUUUUUCCGUCAACGAAACGCCGCGUGUGUCGUAGUGUGCGUGUGUGUGUUUCUGUGUGCCCGCCCAUCUGUGCAUGUGUGAGAGCGCAACUGUGUGUGUGAAUUUUGGUGAGAGCCGCAACAACAACCGAAAAGAAAACCAAAAUCGACAAAUGCGGUCAAAUUGAAAAGAAAAACAAAAAAUCAAAGAGUAAUUCUUGCGCAAAGCCAAAAGGCAAAUUGAAAAAAGAGCACAAAGCCAAAAAAAACGCAGAUUUUCCAACGAAAAAGCCGGAAAAUUGCCCACUAGGCGUGUCGCUGCUGCUUCUUCUUUCAAAUUGUUUAUGCUGCAAUUGCCUUGGUGUGCGAAAGGAGUGGUAGAGAGAGAAGGGAAAGCGCCUUAUCAACGACCGCUUUCUUAUCAGAACCCGCACAUUUGUUGCGAAAAUUCCAACCAGCCGAAACUCACUGCGGAGCUUUAAAUAGAACAUCAAACAAACAGUUGCCCAAUCAGCAAGCAGAUAUCAGCAAAUCGGUCAAUUCCAUUUUGAGAAGCCAAAGAUUGAGGAAAUCCAUUGGCCGACGGUUUUACAGCAUUCAAUCAAGCGCAAAUUGGCUCAACUUGCAAAAAGGGCACAUUUUCGGGCUUGCAAAUUCCAAUCUUGAAACUAAAUGACGCCUGUGUCUGAAACCGAAACCGAAACGCUGCUGCCAAAUACCGCAACGCUGGACGCCAGACGACGGCCACAAAUUAGCCAGCCAGCCGUAGAUUUGCAAGUCUAAGGAGUCGCCAGCCCACCAGAACGCAGAAAGGGAUCCCUGUUCAAAGGAGCCAACGAAGGCCUGUCUGAAACACAGGAGAAACAUCAAAGGGAGCACCAGCCAGUGUUACUGCGACUGCGACUAUUUUUCGGGAGCGCCAAAGGAUUCAUUAAAAAACCGCCAACCUGGAACUAAUGGAAUUAGAGAAUAUUGUGGCCAAUACGGUCUACUUGAAAGCGAGAGAAGGUGGUUCCGACAGCAACAAGGGAAAGAGCAAAAAAUGGCGCAAAAUAUUGCAAUUCCCACACAUAUCGCAAUGCAUCAACCUGAAAGACAAAUUAGAUAUAAGCUAUGGCUACGUGAUAGAUCAGCAACCCAUUGGUCGUGAGCUCUUCCGUCUGUUUUGCGAGAACAAACGGCCCGUCUACUUUCGCUAUAUCACCUUCCUGGACGAGGUGGUCAAAUACGAGAUCGAGUACAUCUCGAACCGCAUAUUCAUUGGCCAUGACAUCGGCCGCCGCUUCUUGGAUGUCGAGGCACAGCUGGAGCUGCGCAACGGCAGCGGAGGCGACGCCUUGGACGCCGAGACGCAGGAGGAGCUGCUGCUCAACAGCAGCAAUGCCAAUCCAACUGAAACAGCUGAGACUGAACACUGCAACAAUACCACCGCCAACAACUGCAACAACAUCAACAACAGCAACAACAGCAACAACUCGCAGCACAGCAGCGACAUCAAUCACAAGAAGCUGGACACGCGCAAUCACAACGGCGACGACGCCACUGGGAACGGGAGCAGCCACCAGGACGACGGGGACGAGAGCGUCAAGUGCCAGGACAGCCAUGAUGAUGCGGAAAAGGGCGGUGGCGGAGAGGGAGGCGGCGGCGGCGGAAAGAGUAUCCAUGUGGGCGGGUAUCCGGACGAGCUCGUGUUGGACGUGCUCAACGAUGAUCUCAUUGCGCAAGUGCGUAACAAACUCAACAGCGGCGGCAAGGACAUCUUUGCCCAGUGUGUGAACGCGGUUAAGGCGUUCCUGGCCGGCGAGCCGUUCCGGGAGUUUGAGAGCUCUAUGUACUUUCAUCGAUACUUGCAGUGGAAGUGGCUGGAGGCGCAGCCAAUCACCUAUAAAACGUUUCGCAUGUACCGGGUGCUGGGAAAGGGUGGCUUUGGCGAGGUGUGCGCCUGUCAGGUGCGGGCCACUGGGAAAAUGUACGCGUGCAAAAAGCUGGAGAAAAAGCGCAUCAAGAAGCGCAAGGGCGAGUCGAUGGUGUUAAUCGAGAAGCAGAUACUGCAGAAAAUCAACUCGCCAUUCGUGGUCAAUCUGGCCUACGCGUACGAGACAAAGGAUGCCCUCUGCCUGGUGCUGACCAUAAUGAAUGGCGGCGAUUUGAAAUUCCACAUUUACAACAUGGGCGGCGAGCCCGGCUUCGAACUGGAGCGUGCCCGCUUCUACGCUGCCGAGGUGGCCUGUGGACUGCAGCACCUGCACAAGCAGGGCAUCGUCUACCGGGACUGCAAGCCGGAAAACAUCCUCCUUGACGAUCACGGCCAUGUGCGCAUUUCCGACCUGGGACUGGCCGUCGAGAUACCGGAGGGCGAGAUGGUGCGCGGCCGGGUGGGCACGGUGGGCUACAUGGCCCCCGAGGUCAUCGACAAUGAGAAGUACGCCUUCUCCCCGGACUGGUUCAGCUUCGGCUGCCUGCUGUACGAGAUGAUCGAGGGCCAAGCGCCGUUCCGGAUGCGCAAGGAGAAGGUCAAGCGCGAGGAGGUGGACAGGCGCGUUAAGGAGGACCCCGAAAAGUAUUCAAGCAAGUUUAAUGAUGAAGCCAAAUCAAUGUGCCAACAGCUGUUAGCUAAAUCGAUAAAGCAGCGCCUGGGCUGCCGCAACGGACGCAUGGGCGGACAGGAUGUGAUGGCCCACCCGUUUUUCCACUCCACCCAGCUCAAUUGGCGUCGCCUGGAGGCUGGCAUGCUGGACCCACCCUUUGUGCCAGACCCGCACGCCGUUUACGCCAAAGAUGUGCUCGAUAUUGAACAGUUCUCUACGGUUAAGGGCGUCAAUAUCGACGAAUCCGACACAAAUUUCUAUACGAAAUUCAACACAGGCUCCGUGUCCAUUUCCUGGCAGAACGAGAUGAUGGAGACCGAGUGCUUUCGGGAACUGAAUGUCUUUGGACCCGAGGAGUGUCCCACGCCAGACUUGCAGAUCAAUGCAGCGCCCGAGCCAGACAAGGCGGGAUGUUUCCCCUUUCGCCGGAAGAAGAAGCAGCCGGCCCGCACACAGCCCAUACCCAUUCCUGAGCAUCUGUUAACCACUAGUCACAGCGUGUCCUCCACGACGGUCGAGAGCUGAUAGCAGAGAUCAGUGAAGGAUGCCUAUAAGCGGACGCCUGACGUAGACGUCGACACAUAGCACAAAUUGCGCACAGAUACCCCGGAUCGGAAGAGUUCAGCAGGAGCAUAAUAACUUUAAAGCACAACCUAAUUAUAAAACCGGAACCUACAUCGGUUUCUCCUUCAGUUGACGCGCAAGAAGCAUUUUUAAAUUGUACUUUUACAUCAAAUUUACAUCUAAUGAACGUUCAAGCUGAUUUUGACACACGAUAUACAUAUAUUUAUAAAUGUUUCAAAAAGACUCCUAACCGAAACACAACAAACACACACACAUUGAGCACACAUUAGAGAGUUAAUUAAUUGUAAUAGUGGUAACAUGAAUACCACUCACUAUACCACUUUGAGAGCUAAGGCCGUCAGUUUGUCACAGCACCCAAAAAUAAUGUUACUUAAAUACGAGCGCUAUUCAAUAUAUAAGUGAUCAUCUAUAACACGCAUCAUCCGCAUCACCAGGAGCGGAACAACAGCGGAUGGGCAGGAGCAGCACUAUGUGGACGGCUGAGUAAUAUGUAAUUUUUGUAUAGUAGUUUGUGAUCAACGGGACGGGACAGCGUUGGACGAUAGAUGUUCUAGUUAGCAUUUGUAAGUUAAGAAAAUGACAUGAAUACUCGAACACUUGAAUGCAUUUUUAACAAAUACUUAACACAUGCUACUACGUUGUACAUGCAUAGAUCGAUACAAGCGUGCAACCUAAUCAGAUUGUAAAUGUAAAAUCUUUAAUUAUUUAUACGACUCCUAAGUUUUAUUGCCGCACUCUUUUGCUAAGCUUUCAUAUCGUUCUUUUACUUUUUCUGUUGCCUAAGUUUAAGUUUGCCGAAGGUUCCCAUGGAAGAACGUUAUUACUGAUAUUUGUUUCGUUUUGCAAUUGAAUGAACAGCAAGUUAUGCUAACUUAUUAGCAUUCAUUGAGAUAUCGAUGUCAGCUAGCGUCUAAGUUUUGUGUAAUAGUAGCGUAGGCAUUUUGUAAUUAGCAAUUAGCAACAAAGAAAGAAACAAAAACAAGAGUAAACCAAUUGGAGAAUUUAUUAUGUUAGUAUGAAAAUUAAAUAUGAUUAUUGAACCGGUUGGCAGCAUGGAACGUGCCAGCUUAGUGCGUCUUAGUUUCAAUUCACUUGAUUUAGGCACAACUAGUAAAUUGUAAGGCAUAUAAUGAACAACUACUACCAGCACAACCAACCAGCAUACAAAACAACAAACGCCAUCAGCAUCAGCCCCAAAUCCAAUUUAGCACUACAACUACAUAAAGUAAACCAAACUGAGCAAGCGCCGAAAUAUUUAUCUUUAGCAAUUAAA
Drosophila erecta is the source of this 4674-nucleotide messenger RNA. It is a transcript of the gene Gprk2, whose product is annotated as G protein-coupled receptor kinase 2. Gene Ontology annotation, cellular component: cytoplasm. Gene Ontology annotation, molecular function: G protein-coupled receptor kinase activity; ATP binding. The record is from RefSeq and is a predicted model, not a curated record. The coding region runs from base 1185 to 3341 and encodes 718 amino acids. The transcript has 13 exons. Gene Ontology annotation, biological process: regulation of signal transduction; protein phosphorylation; signal transduction. Lineage: Eukaryota; Metazoa; Arthropoda; Insecta; Diptera; Drosophilidae.